Messenger RNA from Ambispora leptoticha, 909 nucleotides. The record is from the annotation of a GenBank genome assembly. NCBI's taxonomy places the organism in Eukaryota, Fungi, Glomeromycota, Glomeromycetes, Archaeosporales, Ambisporaceae.
AUGGUUGCAUAUACCGAAAUUGUUCAUCAUCUGGAACGGUUAGAUCUGGCAUCAAUUAAACCAGAAGUUCCUAUAGCAUCUGGCAUUAUUGAUCUUUCAGGAAAUGAAGACCCGUUUUUAUCAGGACAAAUAGGAACUAUGGUUGAUGAUUUUGUGAGCACAUAUAGAGAUUUGAGACCCGAUUUUGAUCCGGUGUUCAUGCGACCAAUAACUUUCCCCCAGGAAGAAAUGCCUGUUGAGUCCAGACGUAUAGUGAUGACGGCUUUUGACUUACUAGAAGGAUUGCGACAUAUUUGGAGCUUGAGACCGUUAUUAAUCGAAGAUGAAUACAGUGAGAAUGCCUAUGUAAUUUACGCUAUAUCAAAGGUUUUAGAUCCGAUUUUUACUGGCCUCUCAAACGCGCAUGGUGAUACCAGUAAGUCAUCACAAUCCAGAAUGGAUCGAAUGGAGGCCACUAACUCUGGAAAAAAACCGGUUCUACAGGUUUUGUUAAAGCUUGAUAUGGUUGAAAAUGAACUUGUACUCGCCGAAGUUUCACGAUUACAUCCUCAACAAGACAAAGAAAUUAUCGACUGGAAAAAAUUGGUACGUAUCUAUAAAGAUUGUUUUGACGAGAGAUAUAACUUUUUCUUUGAUGGAAGGGAUGAUACCACCAAUACAGCUAGAUCGAUAAACAUCAAGCUAGGAAAAGUUCCUAUUUUAGGUGUCCAAGUAAUACGAGAUCGUGUGAUAAUUUCUGCACUAAACCUAUUUAAUAGUGAUUUUUAUCGUGUUUAUCGGGUCUGUGAGUUGGUUAUACCAUUACGUAUUUCCUCUCGUCAAAUCAUUGAAGAAUUUUUAAAAAAGCUCUUGAAUUUUGAGGUCCUUGGUGGAAAAAAUUAUCACAAUGACGGUGGAUGUGAAGGAUGA